Diorhabda sublineata is the source of this 3850-nucleotide messenger RNA. RefSeq names its product armadillo segment polarity protein. The record is from RefSeq and is a predicted model, not a curated record. Gene Ontology annotation, biological process: cell adhesion; positive regulation of transcription by RNA polymerase II. Gene Ontology annotation, cellular component: catenin complex; adherens junction. The transcript is spliced from 11 exons. Lineage: Eukaryota; Metazoa; Arthropoda; Insecta; Coleoptera; Chrysomelidae. Gene Ontology annotation, molecular function: cadherin binding; protein phosphatase binding; transcription coactivator activity. Bases 151 to 2559 code for a protein of 802 amino acids.
AUUUCACCAAGCGUUUCCAUUUCAGUUUAGUUCGGUUGAGUGAAUUGGGGUGCGGUGUGGUGUUUAUAAUAUUGAGUAUAAAUAUUGUCGAAAAGUAGAAUAAAAAUUAGAGAUUCUUUGGUAAAGGUGUGACAUUCUCACCAAAUCACCAUGAGUUACAUGCAGUCUAACCAAAAUAGACCAAUGUCUCAAAGCUACCAUCAAGGUCCAAAUGAUUUGCCAAUGCAGUCUUCAAAAGAACAAACAUUAUUGUGGCAACAGAACUCCUACUUGGGAGAUUCUGGAAUCCAAUCUGGGGCUGCUACUCAGGUGCCAUCUUUGACAGGAAAGGAAGAAGAAGAGAUGGACUUGUUUGAUCUGGAUCAACCUUAUCAAGGUUUUACACAAGAUCAAGUAGAUGAAAUGAAUAACCAGCUGAACCACACCAGAUCUCAAAGAGUGAGAGCUGCCAUGUUUCCUGAAACUUUAGACGAAGGAAUCGAAAUUCCUUCCACACAAUUUGAUCCAAAUCAUCAAACAGCAGUUCAGCGUUUGGCAGAACCUAGUCAGAUGUUGAAACAUGCAGUAGUUAAUCUUAUUAACUACCAAGAUGAUGCUGAUCUUGCUACAAGAGCUAUACCAGAAUUGAUCAAAUUGUUGAAUGAUGAGGAUCAGGUUGUUGUCUCUCAGGCUGCUAUGAUGGUACACCAGUUGUCAAAGAAAGAAGCAUCAAGACAUGCUAUUAUGAAUAGCCCUCAAAUGGUGGCUGCUUUGGUCAGAGCUAUAUCAAAUUCCAAUGAUUUGGAAACUACAAAAGGUGCUGUUGGAACAUUGCACAAGUUAUCACACCACAGACAAGGUCUACUCGCCAUAUUCAAAAGUGGAGGAAUACCAGCUCUUGUAAAAUUACUUAGUUCUCCAGUAGAAAGCGUACUUUUUUAUGCUAUCACCACACUUCACAAUUUAUUGCUCCAUCAGGAUGGUUCUAAAAUGGCUGUUAGGCUUGCUGGAGGUUUGCAAAAGAUGGUUGCACUUUUGCAGAGAAAUAAUGUUAAAUUUUUGGCUAUUGUGACUGACUGUUUACAAAUUUUGGCAUAUGGAAAUCAAGAAAGUAAACUAAUUAUUUUGGCAAGUCAAGGUCCUAUUGAACUAGUGAGGAUUAUGAGAUCUUAUGAUUACGAGAAGUUGUUGUGGACUACAUCAAGAGUUCUAAAGGUGUUAUCAGUGUGCUCCAGUAAUAAACCUGCUAUAGUGGAAGCUGGAGGAAUGCAAGCUUUAGCCAUGCAUCUGGGCAAUCCAAGCACUAGGCUAGUUCAAAAUUGUCUGUGGACUUUGAGAAACUUGUCAGAUGCUGCCACAAAAGUUGAUGGUUUGGAAAGCUUACUACAAUCGUUAGUACAGGUUUUAGCAUCUUCAGAUGUGAAUGUUGUUACAUGCGCAGCAGGUAUUCUCUCUAAUCUUACUUGUAACAAUCAGCGUAACAAAGUAACAGUCUGUCAAGUCGGUGGAGUUGAUGCAUUAGUGCGUACAAUUGUUAGCGCAGGAGACCGCGAAGAAAUAACUGAACCAGCUGUUUGUGCUUUACGUCAUUUGACUUCAAGACAUGUGGAAUCUGAAAUGGCCCAGAAUGCUGUCAGACUCAACUAUGGAAUACAGGUUAUUGUAAAAUUGUUGAAUCCACCAUCUCGUUGGCCAUUGGUAAAAGCAGUUAUUGGUUUAAUCAGAAACUUGGCCCUUUGUCCGGCCAAUCAUGCUCCAUUAAGGGAACAUGGUGCCAUCCAUCACCUGGUACAGCUAUUGAUGAGAGCAUUCCAAGAUACACAGAGACAAAGAGCAAGUGUUGCGAGUGGAGGCAGCCAACCACCUGGAACUUAUGCUGAUGGUGUUCGCAUGGAAGAAAUUGUGGAAGGAACAGUUGGGGCUUUACACAUAUUGGCUAGAGAAUCCCAUAAUCGAGCAAUCAUCAGGCAGCAAAUGGUUGUACCCAUAUUUGUGCAGCUUCUUUUUAACGACAUUGAAAAUAUUCAACGUGUAGCGGCUGGUGUACUCUGUGAACUUGCAGCUGAUAAAGAAGGAGCAGAAAUGAUAGAACAAGAGGGAGCUACUGCACCAUUGACUGAAUUAUUACAUUCAAGGAAUGAAGGUGUUGCUACAUAUGCAGCAGCGGUGUUGUUUCGUAUGAGUGAAGAUAAACCACAAGACUACAAAAAACGACUGUCGAUGGAAUUAACAAAUUCCUUAUUCCGAGAAGAGAACCUUUGGAAUCCAGAUCUUGGAAUGGGUCCUGAUUUGCAGGAUAUAUUGAGUCCAGAUCAGGCUUAUGACAACAUGUAUGCUCAAGGUCCACCUAGUGUUCACAGCAGUCAUGGUGGUAGACCUUACCAACAACAAGGGUAUGACCAGAUACCCAUAGAUAUGCAAGGUUUAGAAAUCGGCGGAAAUGGUUCGACAUAUAGUGGAAUCGACGCCAUGGACGUAACCAGUGGUGAUCCAGGUUUAAGUUUUGAUACCAUUGACCAACUUCCAACCCCUCCACAAGAUAAUAACCAUGCCGCAGCCUGGUACGAUACCGACCUAUGAAAUUUUACGGAAACAGACUGUGUUUUACAAACACUGAAUUAUGUAUUGUUCAUUUGAAACUGUCCCCUUUAUAUUAUUUUACUGGAAUUUGUUUAUAUAUACAAAUUAGAUUUUAGGGUAGGUAUCAUCUUUAGUGGCAAUUUUAUUUUAUUAUAUAUACAGUAAGACCCCGCUUAACGUGUAGGAUACAUUAUAUCAAAGUAGAGCGAAACAGCGCUAAAGGAGACUAUCUUAACAUUUAUUUCUCAAAAAAAUAAAAACAAUAUAAACGAAUACACUUAUAAAAACAAAAAAAAUCAAAAUCAGAUCAAUUAGUCUAUUCUGUAUUUCCAAUUUUCUGUCAAGAAGGCACCUAAUGUAGUUUGCGGUUUCAUUUUGUAUUCUGUUGUUGAUAAGUGGAUAAAGAUUCUGUAACACCACCCCGUUUUGCUAUUGGACUCCUGUCAAAAUUUGGAUCAUUUACAACAAAUUUUUCCAUAAUUUCAGUUAUAGUGACCAAUCUUUUAGUUGAAGAUGCCAAAUUCAAUGCAGCACUAAUUUGACAUUAACGCUCUAAUCACUUGCAUUUUAGUGUCCAUUAAAAUGUUUUUUCUGGUUUCUAUUUUUUCUUGUUUUUUAUUAUCACCCAUGAUGAUCACAAUACUAAACAAGAAACACUGUUUCCUAUAUGUUUUGAACAUAUUUGGAAAUUUAGCGAUGUGCAUAAUUUCGUGGAAUCCUCGGAUUGGAAAAAAGGGCGCAAAACAAUAACAGCGUUAAGCGGGAUCUUACUGUACUUUUAUAAAAUUGUUUAGUUGUAUUGUUUUAUAGCUUCGAAAAAAAUCUGGAUUAUAAAAAUGAAACUAAACGACUGAUACUUUUUAACAUCCAGAUUUCCUUUAAUUUAAAUUUUUUUGUUAAUUGUUUUAUACUAUCCCUAUGUUGUCAAUUUAUGUUGCAAUAAUAGAUUUUUUACAUAAAAAUAUUAAGUGAAUUGCUUCAAUAAUUUACUCUUUCAUUAAUUUUGUAUGGUAGAGACUUGAAAUAAGUAAACAGUAUUCAUAGGGUAAAAUAUUUAUCAAUAGAAAUUAGUUUUUUUUAAUAGAGUAAGUAACAUUUCCCUAAUUAUUUAUUUAAAUCGAACUGUCUCCCUACUCUUUUGUCUUUCGCACAAUAAUCAUCUCUUUAUUUUAUGUGAAUUUAAGUCAAAACGUUUUUCAUAUACAGGGUAGAAUGUUAAUUAUAUAAAGGCACUGCCUUCUAUAUUGCAUGUAAUUUUUAGACAUUAAUUAAAUUUCUGAUUGUAAAUCAA